CGCCCGGGGGGGAGGGCACUGGGGCCGCAGGUGCACCCUGCGCGCCGCGGGCCAUCUCCGGGUUGGGUACCGGUAUAAUCCGCUUCUAGCUUGUUUGGAAGCGUGGGCUCUUGGGAACGGGACUUCUGCUUGAUUCUGGUUUAGGGGCUUGAAAAAGAGAAUUGGGGUGCCUUCCCAGAGGACUGUCGCCUCCAGUUACUGGAGGGUCGAUGGGGGACUCUCUGGCCCCCUUUAUGUGGGGUAUCCCUAACAGAUAAGGAAAUGAGAUAUUUUUUGUUGUUCUUUGAUUUUUUUUUUUUUAAGCCAUCCGCAGUGAAGGAGAACUGCUUCGGGUCGAGGGGAGGAGAGAAGACGAUAAGAAGGCAUUGGAUCCCUUGGAACCGGAACAACAGGGGUUGUGAGCUGCCGGAUGGGCUCGAGGUCUUGAACCUGGGUUGGCCAGAGAACCAUCUCUUCAGCCCUGACCUUGAACUUUGAAACUUGGGAUCUUUCUGCCUUGCUUAGUUUCAGGAAGUGCACUGCUGACUGCAACGUGCUGCCGGCUCCCAGGAUGGAGGAGUGAAGUCUCGCGUCGCAGCGGUUCCAGUCCCCCGGAGCCUGCCCGCAGCCGAGUCCUCGAGAGCGCCCUGAGGGAGCAGGGUGGCCACCUGGUCCAGGAAUGUUUACCCUUGCGGAAGUUGCUUCACUUAAUGACAUUCAGCCAACUUACCGAAUCCUGAAGCCAUGGUGGGACGUGUUUAUGGAUUACCUGGCGGUCGUUAUGCUGAUGGUAGCCAUCUUCGCAGGGACCAUGCAACUUACCAAAGAUCAGGUGGUCUGUUUGCCAGUGUUGCCGUCGCCUGCAAAUUCAAAGGCGCACACACCACCCGGAAAUGCUGACGUCACCACUGAAGUCCCCAGGAUGGAAACAGCCACACACCAAGACCAAAACGGGCAGACGACGAUGACGAAUGACGUUGCCUUUGGCACAUCUGCUGUGACCCCUGACAUACCUCUCCAAGCCACCCAUCCUCACACAGAGUCCACCUUUCCCAAUCAGGAGGUGAAGAAAGAGAAGAGAGACCCAACGGGCCGAAAAACCAACUUGGAUUUUCAGCAGUACGUAUUUAUCAAUCAGAUGUGUUACCAUCUGGCCCUCCCUUGGUACUCCAAGUACUUUCCGUACCUUGCCCUUAUACACACCAUCAUCCUUAUGGUCAGUAGCAACUUUUGGUUCAAAUAUCCCAAGACGUGCUCCAAGGUGGAGCAUUUCGUUUCAAUAUUAGGAAAGUGUUUUGAAUCUCCCUGGACUACUAAGGCACUGUCGGAGACGGCCUGUGAAGAUUCUGAGGAGAACAAGCAGCGGAUAACGGGCGCCCAGACCCUGCCGAAGCACGUGUCCACCAGCAGUGACGAGGGGAGCCCCAGCGCCAGCACCCCCAUGAUCAACAAAACCGGCUUCAAGUUCUCGGCGGAGAAACCGGUGAUCGAGGUUCCCAGCAUGACCAUCCUGGACAAGAAAGACGGGGAGCAGGCCAAAGCCCUGUUUGAGAAAGUGAGGAAAUUCCGCGCCCACGUGGAAGACAGUGACUUGAUCUAUAAGCUCUAUGUGGUCCAAACACUCAUCAAAACUGCCAAGUUCAUUUUUAUCCUCUGCUACACUGCGAACUUUGUCAACGCCAUCAGCUUCGAGCACGUCUGCAAGCCAAAAGUCGAGCACCUCACGGGGUACGAGGUGUUCGAGUGCACUCACAAUAUGGCCUACAUGUUGAAAAAGCUGCUCAUCAGCUACAUCUCCAUCAUCUGCGUCUAUGGCUUCAUCUGCCUCUACACUCUCUUCUGGUUAUUCAGGAUCCCUCUGAAGGAGUACUCGUUUGAGAAAGUCCGGGAGGAAAGCAGCUUCAGCGACAUCCCGGAUGUCAAGAACGACUUUGCGUUCCUUCUGCACAUGGUUGACCAGUACGACCAGCUCUAUUCCAAGCGUUUCGGUGUGUUCUUAUCCGAAGUCAGUGAGAACAAACUGAGGGAGAUCAGCCUGAACCAUGAAUGGACUUUCGAGAAACUCAGGCAGCACGUGUCUCGCAAUGCUCAGGACAAGCAGGAGCUGCACCUGUUCAUGCUGUCCGGGGUGCCCGACGCUGUCUUUGACCUCACAGACCUGGAUGUGCUAAAACUUGAACUGAUCCCCGAAGCAAAAAUUCCUGCCAAGAUCUCUCAGAUGACUAACCUCCAAGAGCUCCACCUCUGCCACUGCCCUGCAAAGGUGGAACAGACUGCCUUUAGCUUCCUCCGAGAUCACUUGAGAUGCCUUCACGUGAAGUUCACUGAUGUGGCUGAGAUCCCCGCCUGGGUGUAUCUGCUCAAAAACCUGCGGGAGCUGUACUUAAUAGGCAAUUUGAACUCAGAGAACAAUAAGAUGAUCGGACUGGAGUCUCUGCGAGAGCUGCGGCACCUUAAGAUCCUCCACGUGAAGAGUAACCUGACCAAAGUUCCCUCCAACAUCACCGAUGUGGCUCCACACCUCACGAAGCUCGUCAUCCACAACGACGGGACCAAGCUCUUGGUCCUGAACAGCCUGAAGAAGAUGAUGAACGUGGCCGAGCUGGAGCUGCAGAACUGUGAGCUGGAGAGAAUCCCGCACGCCAUUUUCAGCCUCUCUAACCUGCAGGAGCUGGACUUAAAGUCAAACAACAUCCGGACGAUCGAGGAGAUCAUCAGCUUCCAACAUCUGAAGCGACUGACUUGCUUAAAACUGUGGCACAAUAAAAUUGUGGCCAUCCCACCCUCCAUUACCCACGUCAAGAACCUGGAGUCGCUCUACUUCUCCAACAACAAGCUCGAGUCCUUACCGGUGGCAGUGUUUAGUUUACAGAAACUCAGAUGCUUAGAUGUCAGCUAUAACAACAUUUCCACGAUCCCCAUAGAGAUAGGUUUGCUCCAGAACCUGCAGCAUUUGCACAUCACAGGGAACAAGGUGGACAUUCUGCCAAAACAGUUGUUUAAGUGCGUGAAGUUGAGGACUUUGAACCUAGGGCAGAACUGUAUCGCCUCCCUGCCUGAGAAAAUCAGUCAGCUCACCCAGCUGACUCAGCUGGAGCUGAAGGGCAACUGCCUGGACCGCCUGCCAGCCCAGCUGGGCCAGUGUCGCAUGCUCAAGAAGAGCGGGCUUGUUGUAGAAGACCAACUGUUUGACACGCUGCCACUAGAAGUCAAAGAGGCAUUGAAUCAAGAUGUCAAUGUCCCCUUUGCAAACGGGAUUUGAACUAAGCGAAUGCGGGCACACCCACAUGCGUGCGGGGACACCUCCCUAGAUUGCAGAUGCUCACGUGCAAGUUAUUACAAGAUAACGCAUUUUAGGAGUAGAUAAGCCCUUCAAACACGAUGCACAGAGGCUGGUAGCAGACGAAACCGAAUGUUCCAUGUUUGUAGCAUUUUAAGUCAUUCGUUUCCAGAUAUUUUCUUUACUUUUUGGGUAUUUUUUUGGGGGGUGGGAUUGUUUUGUUUCUUCCUCCUCCUCCUCCUCCCCCCCUCCUCCCCCUGCUCCUCCUCCUCCUCUUUCUGGGGAAAGGGAAGGAAAAAUCACAGUCACCGAUCUCAGUUCUUUUUAAAUUGUAAGUCGGAUGCGGCUGCUGGCUGAAUGUUUACACAUUGCUUGCCUGCUAAAGUAAAUGAUUAAAUUGACUUUCUUCUUACUACAUUGCAGUUUUUUGGUUUUGUUUUGUUCUUUCUUUCUUUCUUUCUUUCUUUCUUUCUUUCUUUCUUUCUUGAGGUGUCAUGAUUUAUUUUUUGCUUAACUGGUGCAAUAUUGCUUAACCUUGGAUCGUUGAAGACACAAAAGGGGCCAAACUCAUAAUCUUAGGUUUGCUAAAAUAUUGACUUCUCUACUGUUUUAACUUAAAGCAAGUGAAUGGAGCUUCCUGGAGCAUUGGAUGGUACUGUACCUCUUCGAAUCCCACAGCAGACUUCACAGUCUUGACGGCCUGGAAUGAAGUAGAGUGUGUGGUGUGUCAAGACUCUUUGAUUGUUUCUUAAAACAAAUGCUAAAAAUAAAAUAACACAUCCUUUAAUAGUCACUUUAUGUGCAUAGGCUGGAGUUUUGGUUAUACAUGGUACACUUUUGGGCCAAUAUAAUAGGAUUUCCAAUGAAUAGAAAAUGUGUUUUAAAAAUAAAUUUAUAACAAUAAAAUAAGUUUAUCUAAA
Molecule: messenger RNA, 4179 nt
Organism: Mus pahari (shrew mouse)
Lineage: Eukaryota; Metazoa; Chordata; Mammalia; Rodentia; Muridae
Gene: Lrrc8d
Product: leucine rich repeat containing 8 VRAC subunit D
Exons: 4
Coding region: 659-3241 (860 amino acids)
Molecular function (GO): protein binding
Source: RefSeq, a predicted model, not a curated record